Musa acuminata subsp. malaccensis (wild Malaysian banana) is the source of this 673-nucleotide messenger RNA. RefSeq lists its product as uncharacterized. Lineage: Eukaryota; Viridiplantae; Streptophyta; Magnoliopsida; Zingiberales; Musaceae. The record is from RefSeq and is a predicted model, not a curated record.
UUAGGGCUUCUUUGGUCUUCCGCCCGUUCCAAACUGAAGUCGAACGGGAGGAGGAAACGAGAGGGCUCUGCGCUCUAUAGGGCUACUUCGAUCCUCACAUGGCUCUGCGCUUUUACGAUAUAGCUGACCCCUUCGUCUUUAGGUGCUUCUUGCGAAUCUCGCCUCCCGGCUAUCUUCGGCAUUCGAUUCCCGCUGUCUUGUUGGCCUUGUCCCGGCUUCUGUUCCGAUUGGAAAGCUUGGUUUUGACGUUUCAGGGCUUUCGCCAUGGCAAACGGUCACCGGCGCAAGGCUGGUAGUCAUCAGUUUGACAGCAGCUGUACUGGCAGCGUGAGCUCCAUCUCGACGAGAUUUUCGGAGCUAACGCUGGAUGAUGACGAGACAGAAUGCGUGGACUUGCAAGACUUCGAUCUAGAGAAGGGAUCUACGAGAGAGAAAGCUUUGUCCGGGGCCAUCGAUGCAUUUGAAGGACUUGAUCUCCUAAAAUUUGUUGAAAACAACAAUGGAAACGAGACCACUUCAUCCUUCAAGAAGAAUAAAGAGCAAAGCACUUUGAAGAAUUCUUCUCCCUCUGGCCUCCCAUCUUUAUUUUGGUCAUUAUGAUCUUGUAAAAGUUGACAUGUAAAUGACAUUCUUGUCGAUGGAAAUCUGAUAACUAAUUUUUCUUGUGUCUUCA